Molecule: messenger RNA, 1861 nt
Organism: Xiphophorus hellerii (green swordtail)
Lineage: Eukaryota; Metazoa; Chordata; Actinopteri; Cyprinodontiformes; Poeciliidae
Product: transmembrane protein 275-like
Exons: 2
Coding region: 205-813 (202 amino acids)
Source: RefSeq, a predicted model, not a curated record
UUUGAACGGACUCUUUAGCGCUCCUAGUGGUGACAAGCGAGCAGUGCAGCUGCUGCUCUCUGCUGUUCACCUGCUGGAGGGAGAGACAACAUUCAUCUCGCAGCUGCUGUGCAACAGGAUGCAGAGACAAAGCGCGGCUAGGCACCCAGCAGGACUACGGGUUCAAUAAAAGUGAUGAAGUGCAUCGUCCGAUCCUGUUAAGACAUGGUGUUACCUGAUGAGAAAUCAAGACCAUCCGUUCCCAGCAACAUCCCAGAACGGCGCAGCCUGCGGUACCAGAACCUGCCCUCCCCGGCUCUGUGCUGCGCCUGCGGCCUGUGCAUCAUGCUGGCCGGCAUCAACAUCACCCUGGUCGGAGCUUUCGCCUUCGGCACCUUCAGCUUGGCGGCCAACCCUCCCAUCAUCAUCGGGCCCCUCCUCUUGCUGUUGGCUCUGGCUUUCUUCACGGCCUGCUGCGUGGUCAGUAGGAGACCCUCAUCCCACAUGGCUCGGAAGACCCAGGGAGGGGAGAAGUGGGGGUUGAUGAGGAUGGGGACGGUCGCCUUCGAGAUGGAGAUGAGCGAGCACACCCUGCAGGACACGACGGCCGUCCAGCUCAGCCCCACAAACUCCCUCAGCUCCUCUCACAGGUCCACGUCGAACCAGGGUGACGGCUCGGCUCUGGCCGCCUGUCAGAAUGAGACCAAGGAGCCGCAGAGCUCUGAGAAGAGUGACACGGGUGCUGACGGGGAUAAAACGAGUCUGACCUCUGAAAACAAGGAGAGCACUUCCACUCAGCUGCUGCCUGACCAGAAGACAUCCUCCUCCACAUAACACGAACCGGCUCUGCUUGCUUGGACGACUGUUUAUCCCACCACAGGACGGGAGCAUCUGAUGGACCUCAAGGGUCUUUUUAAUACAAGGAAAAAGUGGAAAAAGAAACUGUUAAAGAUGCAUUAGAUCAGAGAUGCACCAAUCGAGUCCUUCUUGGCCUGUCCCACUAUAUUUGAGCUCUUACUUCAAAAUGUUGACCCAUUCUGAUUCUGGAAGCAAUUUGUUCUGCUUCCUUUGUAACAAUUUUGAAUAUGAAGGGGUGGCAGUGUUUCUGCAUCGAUGCAUUUGUUCCUAACCUUUCUCAGAUUUAUUGACUAAAAAUAGUGGGAGUCAUUAAUUAUGACGCAUUUAUUGAAUCUGUGAAAAACAGUUUUUUAGCCAUUAGCUUUCUGAUCACCAGUAAGAGCAAAUCAACAGAAAACUGACUAAUUUUACAGUCCAUCUGUGGUAAUUUUUUUCAUGUUUUUGUUUUUCUAAUAUGCUGCUGUAUUUUUUUUUUAAUUUAUUUUUGAUCUUUUCUGGUUGUGCCGUUGUGUGUUUCUCUUCAAGGCCACCCUGCUGCACGCUACAACAUGUCAUGCAGCUCCUGUGAUUACUCAAUUGUGUUACAGGAUAUUGUUACGUGUUUAUUGCUGUUCUCCAGGAUAGAGGGUGUCCUUCGUCCAACAGAAAGAGAAGAGAAACUUGCCCUUUGUUCUUCUUUUUUGUGAAAGAAAAAAAAAAAACAACCUAGCACAGACAGAUUAUUUCUUAUUUGUGCCCAAUAGGUUGACUACUGUUGUUGUUGCUGCUCUAGAUGUGAGGAUGGAGGAUAUUGUGCGUCCAGCUGAGCCCCGUUGAGAAAAAAGCUGCUCUGUAAGCCUCACUGACACAUUUCUCAUAAACAUUAUAUAACAACUCGGAGUUUGAUUCUCUCACAGUUCACAUCACUCAUUGCAUAAGGCGGCAGAAACUCAAAAUGUGUAAAAAAAAAAAAAAAACAACCUAACAUUUGUUUCCAUUCUGUAUGUCAUGUGAAACGUAAAUAAAGAGGGCAUCUUCUGUGUCA